Molecule: messenger RNA, 1636 nt
Organism: Pelagomonas calceolata
Lineage: Eukaryota; Pelagophyceae; Pelagomonadales; Pelagomonadaceae
Source: the annotation of a GenBank genome assembly
AUGAUGGACGACCCGCUCACGCCCGGCGGCGACGCGGACCAGGGCCCGCCGCCGUCGCUCAUCUGCCCGAUCACGCAGGAGCUGCUUGAGGAUCCCGUGAUCGCGGCCGACGGUUUCACGUACGAGCGGGAAGCCAUCGAGCGGUGGCUCGGCAUGGGGACGAAUCGGCGGUCGCCGACGACGAACGCGCCGUUGGCGCACCGGGCGCUCGUGCCGAACCGGUCGCUCGCGUCCUUGGUGCACGCGUAUCGAGGGAGAUUGGGGCGGUCCAUCGUUGAGUUAAUAGAGGACGCGGAGCGGUCCGAAGAUGACGUCGCGAAAUGUAUCAGACAGCUCGCCGAGCGCGGCGCGGACGUCGACGCCGUCGACGAGGCCGGACGGUCCGUGCUGCUCGUGGCGGUCUCGUCGAAGCGCUACGUCGUCGCCGACGCUUUAUUGGAUGCGGGCGCGCGCGUGUCGACGACGGACGGCUCGCCGUCGCCGGUCGUCGCGUUGCUCGACGGGGAGGACUGGAGCCAGGUGGACGAGGACGUCGAGAAUCCAUUGAGGCCCGCGUCGCCGUCGCAACUUCAGGGGAGACGCCUCAAGGCUUUGGCACGGAAGUGCAUCGAGCGGUGCCAGGCCGAGGCGGAGCGCGACGAGCGGAGGAACGCGCGCCUCCGGUCCGAGGAAGAUAGAGCGGCGCGGACGGACGCCGCGCGGGCCAGUCGCAGCACGCUGGGGCAGCUGGCCCAGGCCGGGACCCAGGACGAGGGCGUCGCGAACGGCGUCUUUGGCGCGGCGCGGCUGCGGCAGCGCGGCUUUUUUCCGUCCGUGGUGGCGUUACAAUUGACCUCGGCGCCGGCGGGGCCGGGGCGGCGGCGGUGGUCGUGCUGCGCCGUCGACGAGCCGCACGUGCCGAACGCGACGCAUCGGGAGCGCGUGGCGAUGCGGCGGCUGCGCGCGGCGAUUCUGUCUGUGGGGGCGGUGCUGCUGUUUUUUCUUUGCUUCGGGUAAUUCUUUGUUGUGUUUUUAUUACCUCAAGGCGUCUUUUUUGUUGAGUUUUAUUACCUGAAGGCGUUUUUUUUGCCCUGGACUGCUCGCAGCUCCGGUGCCGCGACGGACGGACGAACGUGCGACUGCGGCGCUUCGUCGGCGCGGAGCCGGUCCCAGACCGCGCCCAGGCGUCGCCGAUCCCAGCGAGCCGUCCGUGCGUCUUCCAUGCUCUCGCGCGUACGGUACGGGCUUGGUUUGAACGUUGCUGGCCGGCGCGGGGAGUGCCGGACGUGCCGGACGUACCUGCCAACACCGUAUGCCCGCGCAGGGCGCGACGAAGGUGGACAUGGGGCCAGAGGCUGCGGGCAAGUGUGCGCCGCAAAAAGCAGGCAGCCCCGGCCGGAAGCGGACCAGCGCCAAACCCCAGCAGCACCGUGCGUACGCGAGCUGGGAGGACGAAAACAAGGAGAACAUCGACCCGCGCACGCGGAAGGCUACUGCUACGUCGCUCGCGAAGCCGAAGGCGCUCUCGCCGACGAAGGCGAAUACGACGACGCGGGCGCGCCGGCGCCGCAACGCGAUUGUCCCCGUGGGCAGCCCGCGGUGUGUCUCCGACCUCGAGAACGCGUUCGCGGUGUUAGCCGUGUCAUCACGACGGUAA